Carassius carassius (crucian carp) is the source of this 1499-nucleotide messenger RNA. RefSeq names its product putative interleukin-17 receptor E-like. The transcript has 17 exons. The record is from RefSeq and is a predicted model, not a curated record. The coding region runs from base 144 to 1499 and encodes 451 amino acids. Gene Ontology annotation, molecular function: interleukin-17 receptor activity. Lineage: Eukaryota; Metazoa; Chordata; Actinopteri; Cypriniformes; Cyprinidae.
UGUGCGCGCAGCGGAGGCUGGAGGAGAGAACAACAAAGAGGAGGUGGAGAGAGGAGCACUGAAAACAGGGGAGAGAAGACAAAACAACGCCCGCCAAAAAAUGAUGUGUGAGGGGCCAGACAGAGAGUAACCACAAGGUCCAUAUGGACAGCAUUGAGAGGAAACAGGACUGUGAUUGGAGUUGUUCUGAGGGUCUACAGUGUAAACCCAGAGCUUACUCUCCACUGUCAGCAUUUCACUGCAGGAAUCAGGCUGUUAGCAGCGGCGUGUUCAAUGAUGUGACGUUGUCUAAUGUGUUAGCGUGUGAGGGGAGGAAAUGUUCACUCCAGCUCAGAAUCGCAGCAUCAGUGAAUGUUACUGGUGAUAUUCGCGGGGUUUCAGUGUGUGCCGACUCUGCAGGGAUGAUAGGACAUUGCCAGAUUUAUACCUUUGGACCUGUUGGCAAAGGAAAAGCCACAGGAAAACAGGUUGAUGUGCAGUUUAAAUGUGUUCCUGUUAGACCUGGACAGCUAGUUUUUGUGACUCUCAAAACGAUUCCCGGCUACUGUAAGGCUAUUUGGACACAAAGACACCUUGUUCCUGAAUGCAGUCACGAAGGUAUCAGAGAUGAAAUUACAGAGUGCAUCACUGGGAAGCUGGCGUACACUGUAAAUAAAGCUAGGAAUAUGCUAACAGUGAAAAUAACUGAUGCUCCUGAGAACACAGAUUACAACCUCAGGCUCUGCCAUAAAAGCAAUGUCAUCUGUGCAGGGGAAGGGGCACAGAGAACGAUAAAACCACAAUAUCUAGAGAGUAGCAUAACGCUUCAUUAUUCCAAACCAUUGCCCUGUUUGUGCAUUGAGGGUUGGCCUGCUAGAGUAGAUGCACGGAGAGUUCAAGUGUGUCCAUUUAAAAACAAUUUAGAAGAACUGUGGUCUGGGAUAACUUAUGACAUCAAUAAGGAAGAGUUGAUAUGGGAGCCGCUGUGUCCUGUCAAAGUGUCGGUAUCUCUGUGCCACGCCGAUGGAGGGAAAAGCUGCCAAGACCUUGGAAAUAUUUUUCAUUCGGAGGGGCAAAAAGUGAUGUUCUCUUCCGUGGAUCCACACCCAAUGCUUUGCACGAAGUUUACCACUGAAGUGGGGAAAUGGAUAAAGUGUCCUUUUGCCAAAGGAAAUUUCCCAGUCUGGACAGCAAAGAUUACAUCCAAAGAUGGUCAGCAGUGGGUAGAGAUUUCAACAUGGGUCAAAGCCAGCUUCUCCAUUUCUAUCUGUGAGAUGAAUCCCUCCUCUCAGUGUAAACAAAUCGAAGGAAACCAAUUCCAAACCCUUUCAGUGGACAAAAUGAAGCCCACAGUUUUCAACUUGCCCAAAAGUGCGUGCGAAGUGUGUGUCUGCAUCAAGGUCCAGAGGGUAGAUGUGCACUUUUCAGUCCCUGUACUUCAGUGCGACUUGCAGUGUUGUAAGUACAUACGUAAAGCUGAAAACGGGAUCAUAGAUCGUGGAGCAGAGGGCAAGACCUGA